AACACCAAAGGGACGAAGGGAACGUGAUAUGGCGACGUUGACAGAUUGAUUCAUCGUUGUCCCUACGUCAUCGGCAGUUUCAGAUGGCGUCAAGGGAGACUUCCAGUCACGGUGGCUGGAAGUUUGAGCAAGCAAGUUAAGGAGACGCCGCUUUCGCAACGGAUUAAUCAGCCAAGGAGAGAACGAUUGCUUCCCUAAUAUCGCCGAUUCUAGGUACGUCCGUACAGAUAUAUAAUCCGAGCGUAGCGGCGAGGCUUACCAUACUAGAAACAGCAGCGAAAUCAACAGCUUGAUCGUUACGGGAGCAAAGGAAGAAUGAGGUGUUACCUGGCGCUGUGCCUCGCGGCUGUCUACUUCCUCGCAAUUCAUGUGGUAGAAGCACGUGAGAUUUCCAGGAGCAGACGUGACCUGGAAGCGGCGGCGUCGGGUCACCAUUUCGAGAAGGGUGGUGGUUCGGAGCAUCACUCUGAUCAUCAUCAUCAUCACGGGGAGAAGGGCGAUAAGGGGUACAAGAGUCAUCACGAGCACGAGAAGGGACACAAGGGUCAUCACGAUCACGAAGGCCAUCAUGGACACUACGAGAAGCAUGGGGGUCACAAAAAGGGUCAUCAUCACGAUGACGGGUACCACAGCGAGCAUCACAAGGGCGAGAAGGGCGAGAAGGGUCACAAGUACGGGGAGAAGGGACACUUCGCAAAGGGACACAGCACAAAGGGUCAUCACGAGGUUCACAAACUAGAUGAGUUCAAGAAGGAUAAGGAGUUCUAUGACGAGCAUCACGAUCACGGCCAUCACGAGCAUCACGGUGGUCACCAUCACGAGCACGAGCACAAGAAGGGAGGACAUCACAAGUCCGGCCAUCAUAAGUCUGGCCAUCACGAGGGUCAUCACGGAAAGAAGGGCCAUCAUGAGAAGGGUAAUCACCAUCAUUCUCACAAAGGUCACAAAAAGGCCGAGGGACACGAGGACCAUCACCAUCAUCAUUCCGGUCAUGGAAAGAAGGGUGGCCACAAGGAACACAAGGAAUGGGCCUUCAAGAAGGGACACUGAUCUAUCGAUUCUCCUAUCUUAUCCUUAUCACGUUAAUUGUUAUGUUUGUCUGUCCGCUGAAUAUUAUAUUUAUUUUACAACUUAAAAUAAACAUUUUAGUAUCGUUCCCUACUGAAA
Messenger RNA from Cephus cinctus (wheat stem sawfly), 1167 nucleotides. Its product is annotated as histidine-rich glycoprotein-like. The record is from RefSeq and is a predicted model, not a curated record. The coding region runs from base 316 to 1050 and encodes 244 amino acids. The transcript has 2 exons. NCBI's taxonomy places the organism in Eukaryota, Metazoa, Arthropoda, Insecta, Hymenoptera, Cephidae.